This is a messenger RNA of Trematosphaeria pertusa, 1435 nucleotides long. RefSeq names its product P-loop containing nucleoside triphosphate hydrolase protein. Gene Ontology annotation, cellular component: Rad51C-XRCC3 complex; Rad51B-Rad51C-Rad51D-XRCC2 complex; replication fork. The coding region runs from base 158 to 1435 and encodes 425 amino acids. Gene Ontology annotation, biological process: DNA repair; reciprocal meiotic recombination; meiotic DNA recombinase assembly. Gene Ontology annotation, molecular function: ATP-dependent DNA damage sensor activity; ATP binding; crossover junction DNA endonuclease activity. The transcript has 5 exons. The record is from RefSeq and is a predicted model, not a curated record. Lineage: Eukaryota; Fungi; Ascomycota; Dothideomycetes; Pleosporales; Trematosphaeriaceae.
CGAUGCUUCACGUCACCCCCACCAUUCACUGCAAUGACCGAGGAUCACGCGUCGCGCGAUGUUUGCAACCAGAGGCUGAACGCCAACUCACGGGACGCGAUUGAAGGCCCCGAUAUCUCCCGCUCAAGGCUGCAUUGCACCACACGCAGCGCCCGCCAUGGCUAACCAGGACCUUCACAUGCUAUCGUCGUCGUCGUCGACGUCUCACAGACUGCCCACCGUCUCGGCCUCUCAGGCCCUCCAGUCGCUCCACGCGAAAGGCGCCCGCAGCGUCUCUACCGGCCUCUCGCAGCUCAACAGAAUACUUGCGCCCUCAGGCCUUCCAGGCCGCAGCGCCUCGGGAGGGUACAUGCGCGGAAAGGUCACCGAGGUCUUCGGGCCGCCUGGCGUCGGGAAGACAGCGUUUGGCAUUCAGGCCGCUGCAAAUGCAUUGCGUGAUGGCCACCGCGUCGUCUGGGUUGACGCAGCAUGUGCGCCCUUGGUCCCUCAGCGCUUCAACGACGUCCUGUUCGCAGUCAGAGACCAGCUCCCUCCAGGAUCUGCAAUGAGUGCGGCCUCACCGCCAGAAGUACCUCGAGAUGAACUGCAAAACCACUUCCAUCACUUUACAGCGUCCACGCUGGUGCACCUGCUGGCUUUAUUCGUGCACCCGCCCUCUUCAUUUCCGCCACCAAACACAAGCCUCAUCGUUAUCGACUCGCUCUCGACCCUAUUCGAUAAUGCAUACCCCCGCAAUGCCGACGAUCGAGCAUCGAGGAACAGGACUGAUGCGACGCGCUGGGCUGCGGGACGCAAAUUUGCAGUAAUGAACGAGCUCAUCUCGACGCUCACUAAGACCGCUGCGCUGCACGACAUCGCACUGCUCAUAACAAACCAGACCAUCACUCGGAUUCGGUCCGGUUCUCGGGCUCUAUUGGUUCCGGCAAUAUCAGGCACAGAAUGGGACAAUGGCAUCUCCACCCGCUUGGUUUUGUUUAGGGACUGGGUUCCGGGGCAAGGGAAGUGGAGUGAUGCCAACGCUGAUAGAUUACAAGAAGCCCGGUUUGUCGGUGCCGUAAAGACUAAUGGCGCGACUCUGGCCAACGAAGGUGGAGUGGGAAACGUGGUCCCAUUUACUGUCGACUGCGUAAGCCUUCGCGACCUGAACGUCGCUGCAGUCGAUAUUGCACCGGCCCCCGUUUCUUCACAAGCGAGGCCGCCGAAAAGACGCUUCGCGGAGAUCGACGAUGACGAGGGUGGAGAGCCUGAUUCUGAUGAACUAUACGGCUGGGUUGAGGAUGAUGAAGUCGCCGCGGAGGGACUGCUAAUUGAAGAAGCGCCAAUCACUUCGGACGUUGACACUGCAGAAUCUGGUGCUUCGCCUCUCGCAGAAUCUCAAGCAGAACAUGUUGCAGAACAACAAGGCAAGAAGGUGACACGACCGGCGACUCUUUGA